AUGUGUUCAUUUCAAAAUUUGCAGCUGCCGCAACAGCUCCUAUUCCUUCAGCAGGCAGAAGUGCAACUUAAUUUCCAGAAAAGUAGCGACCAUGGAAUCUUUUCUUUGUUACAUCCAAGGUUCAGCGGUGUGUUAGGCGAAGCUCUAGACUUGGUUGCUAGAUGGAGCAGGGAUGUGAUAACUGUUGAGAAGGUUGUUUUGGAACAAAGCAAUAGCCAGUAUGAGCUUCAAGGCGAAUACGUGUUGCCCAGGUCACGAGCUGGAAAAGAAACAGGAAAAGGGAACUUACUAAGAAGAGAAAUGGCUGGUCAUUUAGGGAGUGUGAUAUCUUCUAUGGGUCAUUGA
Lactuca saligna is the source of this 345-nucleotide messenger RNA. The record is from the annotation of a GenBank genome assembly. Lineage: Eukaryota; Viridiplantae; Streptophyta; Magnoliopsida; Asterales; Asteraceae.